AUGACCGAGAUACCAGUCGUAGAUUUUGGCGCCUUCUUGUACGGCAGAGAGAACGAUAAGAAGAGAAUUGCCAAGGAGAUUGACGAUGCGUUUUGUAGGGUCGGAUUUGUGUAUCUGAGUAAUCAUGGUGUAGAGAAAGAGAUGGUGAAGGAAUGUUUCUCCUGGUCGAAGAAGUUCUUCUGUUUGCCACUUGAGACGAAGAUGCUAUCUCCUCAUCCACCGGGUGGAAGCCAUCAUCGUGGGUACUCGGCGCCGGGCGUGGAGAAGGUUAGUCAAGGGGUUUAUGAUACCAAUGAGCUGAACAAGUUGAGGGAGACACCUGACUACAAAGAGUCCUUUGAAUCAGGCAAUAUCGAUGACGAAGCACAGCCAAAUAUCUGGCUUCCAGAAGACAAGCUCCCUGGCUUCCGCGCAUUUAUGGAAAAGUACUUCGCUGAAUGCGCCAGUCUCAUUCACAGUAUCCUCGACGCUCUCUCCAUCGCCCUGAAUGUCCCAGAGCCAGGUCUCUCUUCCACACACUCGGAGUCGCUCUUCCAACUCCGGCUCCUUCACUACCCCUCCAUUAGCGCUGAUCAGCUACGCAACAACGAGCGUAGCAGGAUCAACUCACAUUCUGACUUUGGCACUCUAACCCUGCUAUUCCAAGACAACGUCGGAGGAUUAGAAGUAGAGAAUCCCGCCGAACCAGGUACUUUCCGCGCGGCAGAGCCUAUUGAAGACACCGUGUUAGUCAACAUUGGGGACCUAAUGGCAAGGUGGAGUAAUGAUCGCUGGAAAAGUAGUGUGCAUCGUGUUGGACUACCGCUCGCUCUUCAAAAUGCCACAGAAGGUAAUGACAGGAAAGUGGUAGUACCAGAUCGCUACUCGAUUCCUGUGUUUGCGACACCGAACAUGGAUACGAUUAUUGAUGCGUUGCCGGGAUGUUGGAAUGAGGAGAAGCCAAAGAGAUAUGAGCCUGUACCCAAGAACGCUAACGACAUCGAGUUGAGGAUCUUCUUGAAAGAUCUACUUCUCAAACUAGACGUGCUUGCGUUUGACAUCCGAAAGUAUGGGGGACACAAUGGAAAACCCUACUUCGCCAUACUCACCAUACCGAGCGCAAGCAAUGGAGAGCAAUUCUUACAACGUUAUGGCAGUCAGGGACGUCGCGCAGCGCGCCAGCCUCUGGAAUUCCAAGGUCAACGGCUCGAGUUUCGCCUAAACAACAAGCCUGGUCAAUUUGAUCCACUCAAGAUCAAGUCGUUACAAGAGAAAGAAGAGGCGGAGAGGUUGAAGAUCAGAAGCCAGGCACCUAUAAUGAAACUUGAGCGGCCUUCAGGGCGAUCAACGCUGUCUUUUCGUACCUUGAUGACAGGUGUUUGGAAUUAUAAUCACUUCGGCAAGCUCGUGUUCGAUCAGAAGUUCAAGGAUGGAAGAAAAGGUUUCAUCACGUUUGGCAAAAGUGCUUUAGUGAUAUACCUCCAAGCAGGUACUGCCGAACCCUUCAACUGGCACUGCAGAAUCGACAUUCCCUACGCAAUCAUAGAGCACACGAUUCCGUCGGCCGACAAAGACAAACACGAAACGAUUACAUUCACUCUCAAGUCGCCUCCGAAAUUCUAUGAUAUCCAGUCGACCGAUGACCUACACCUGUAUACCGGCGAGCAAGCACCGAACGACAUCUCCUCCAUGUUAGCGAGCCUCAAUAUGAGGCCACAGAAAAAGGUCCUUCGUCUGCAAAGGCUCUGCACGUUGAGCAAAUCGAAUGAUAAGAACUCCGCUUUGUGUAUGGUAUACAAGAUUGCCUUUCCUGACACUCAAACCACGAGAUUUGCUUGGAACUUCGUUAAGGACUUCUCGGUACAGAAAGCAUACUGUUGGAAGACCAUGGUCCCCCCCAACCAGACGAGCAGCAUCGAGGCUGAGUAUGUGGUUGUCGAAAACAAGCUUCGCGAUUACGGCCCUUCUGUGCCAGCAUCCUUCGCUUUCCAGGUUCGUUAUCAACUAACGGCGCUCGUGCUAGAGGGUACGAUUACUCCAUCCAAGAUGAUAGAACUCAUACCGCAUGUGCAACGUAUUGCUAGGCAGUAUGGUGCCGACCUUACUGCGAGGGCAGUUCGUCGUCUCGGACAGCAGAUACCUACACCCGCUCCAAGAGUUCAAGCGGACAACUUCAAAAUCAGUACACUCGUGGCCUUUCUCAAUGAGAGCAUUAAAGACAUCGAAGCCCUUGAAGAAGUUUCCCGAGAUUUGAAUGUCAAGCAGAAGAAGCAUCACCUCGUAUUGACUUAUAAAGCCAUAAUCACACCUACAGUCACCGAGACCAAGGACGACAUUGUGCGCAAUGGUCGGACAUUUAGCGACGGUUGCGGAACGAUUUCUUACAAAUUGAUCCGCAAAGUGUGGAGGGCCUUACCUCCGGAUCGAAGACAACACAGGCCGACCAUACUACAGAUACGCUACCGAGGUGCGAAGGGUGUCUUGUCGCUCGAUGAGUCUCUUCCAGGCGAGCAGCUACACGUUCGAAAGAGCAUGACCAAGUAUAUCGCCAAUGAAAGCUGGCAAGAUCUUGAACUCUGUGGAGCUGCCUACAAACCUUUGUCGGUGUUCCUUAACCAUCAGUUCAUUAAGAUCCUAGAAGAUCUUGGUGUCCAGGCAAAGAAUUUCAAGGCGGUGCAGGACGAAGCAGUCAAUACCUUGAAGCGCAUAACGGAGCAUCCAAUCAAUGCGGCGAGUUUUCUUGAAUACUCGCACUCUGGCGUGUUCGCCAAGGUUCCAAGGCUGUUCGAGCUGAUGCAUCAGAUUAAUCUGUCUUUCCACGCAGAUCGGUUUCUGACCGAUAUUGUAGAGGUUGCAGCCAUGUCAAAUCUGCGGAGCUUGAAGUAUCGUGCACGAAUUCCUGUCGCAAAAGGCUACCUACUCUACGGCAUCAUGGAUGAGACGAAUACCCUGCGCGAAGGUGAAGUCUAUAUCGCGACACAAGACUACAAUACAAGUGGUAUACUAAAGAAAAUUACUCUUGUUGGUGAUCGGGUGGUGAUUACCAGGGCACCAGCGCUCCAUCCAGGCGACGUCCAGCUUGUUACCGCUGUCGAUGUUCCGGACAACUCACCCCUCCGUGCACUUCAUAACUGCGUCGUUUUCUCGCAACAAGGCCUACGAGACCUGCCUUCACAGCUGAGCGGUGGUGACCUCGACGGAGAUCUCUUUCACAUCAUCAACGAUCCGCGACUCGUUCCUGACUUUACCGUGCCUCCUGCAGACUAUCCAUCGACACCGGCCAAAGACCUAGGGCGUCCGGUAGAGGCUAAUGAUAUUGUUGACUUCUUUAUCGAAUAUAUGAACAUGGAUCGGUUAGGCCAAAUCUCGAACAAGCACAAGAUCCGCGCAGACAAAGCGCCUGCUGGGACUCGAGAUGCAGAGUGUAUGCUUCUUGCCAAGCUCGCAUCCGACGCCGUUGACUUUAGCAAGUCUGGCAUUCCUGCCGAGAUGGCCCAGAUACCGAGAGGUACUGAUCAUAUUCGCCCAGAUUUUAUGGCGCCUGGAUCAAACCUAGUCAUCAACGAGAUGGGUGCAGCUGAACUAGAAGAGCUAGAGGGUGAAGAUAUCGACGAUCCUGAUGGAGUGAGUGUGCUUGACGCAGAUAAAGCACGAGCCCGGUAUUAUCGAAGUAAUAAAAUCCUAGGAGUCCUCUAUCGCGACAUUGAUGAGAAGAAGUUCUUCGAUAGGAUGAAGAAUGAUUUUGAAACGUUUCGUCGCCGCUGGGGUGGCGAGUCUCUGGUGCAGAAGCUUGAGCGAUAUGUGAUCCGAGAAAUCCGGGGUGUGCAAUGGGAACAUCAUUGGGAUUUCGCCGAACAACUCCGUGAAACAUACGAGGAGAAUCUGCUCGAGAUUAUGGACACGCUUCGUCCGACUCGUGGCCAGCCUCUCACCGAGCUUGAGGUGUUUAGCGGUAACAUCCUUGGCAAGAAAGAGCGCGCAUCAUCCCGCUACAUCCGCGAGGCCAACCUCGAGGUCCAAGAGCGCUUCAAUCGUGACGUUAGCAACAUGACCAGGAGGAUUGUUCAGGGUGAUGCAGACUGGGACGUUGAUGAUGAUGAUUCGGAAGCAUUGCCACGUUCAGUCGCAUGCUUCAUGGUAGCGUUGGAAACAGAUGGCUGGGAAAACUACCGGAGUUUGAAGAGCUGGAACAACAUCUUCGAUGGUCUAGUGGUCAUGAUUUCCGCUUGUCAAAUCUUCUGGAUUACAAGCGCGGGAGACCGGGGUUCGAUUCCCCGUCGGAGAGCUUAUCAGACGUGUGUCUUUUUUUUUGGUUGUCAGAGGGGGUGGGUGGCUUGGGUAACAUUUUGGGUUUAA
Alternaria atra is the source of this 4335-nucleotide messenger RNA. RefSeq lists its product as uncharacterized. NCBI's taxonomy places the organism in Eukaryota, Fungi, Ascomycota, Dothideomycetes, Pleosporales, Pleosporaceae. The coding region runs from base 1 to 4335 and encodes 1444 amino acids. Gene Ontology annotation, biological process: siRNA processing. The transcript has 9 exons. The record is from RefSeq and is a predicted model, not a curated record. Gene Ontology annotation, cellular component: nuclear RNA-directed RNA polymerase complex. Gene Ontology annotation, molecular function: RNA-directed RNA polymerase activity.